Cottoperca gobio is the source of this 644-nucleotide messenger RNA. Its product is annotated as transcription factor HES-5-like. Gene Ontology annotation, molecular function: DNA binding; protein dimerization activity. Gene Ontology annotation, biological process: regulation of DNA-templated transcription. Lineage: Eukaryota; Metazoa; Chordata; Actinopteri; Perciformes; Bovichtidae. The record is from RefSeq and is a predicted model, not a curated record. Bases 58 to 606 code for a protein of 182 amino acids. The transcript is spliced from 2 exons.
GCAGUCAGACCCAGACCCACACAUUCAUAUGGAGAUGUGGGACUAUAAAUAGGAGGGAUGAAGCCAGCAGAGAUCAGAUUCUCUCUACAGAGACCUCUACAGCACAGAGAUCCAGACAUGGCACCUACAACCACUGCAGCAAUGACCAGUUCUCAGGAGCAUCUCACUCUGACCCACAAGCUCAGAAAGCCUGUGGUGGAGAAGUUACGCAGAGAGAGAAUCAACAGCAGCAUUGAGCAGCUCAAGUCUCUGCUGGGUCCAGAGUUCCUCAAACAGCAGCCAGACAACAAGCUGGAGAAAGCAGACAUCCUGGAGAUGACCGUUUGUGUGCUCAGACGACUGCAGCAGCAGCAGCAUCAAGCUGUGGACUCAGCAGCCGUCAAUCAGGGCUACUCCAGGUGUGUCCAAGAGGUGACACACUUCCUGUCCAAAGAGCAGGUGAAGACACAGUCCCAGAGAAGACUGCUGAACCACUUCAACAAGCUGCAGGCUUCCUCUGAGAAGAACCUGAGAGAGGCUGACUUCUCUCUUCUGAGCUCCACAGUCCAGACCAGCAUCACCAAAGAGAAGAGUGCAGUCAACAGCGCCCCCUGGAGGCCGUGGUAGAGACCUACACACCAGAGUUACUACCAGACAAACUGAGA